Paraphaeosphaeria sporulosa is the source of this 936-nucleotide messenger RNA. RefSeq lists its product as uncharacterized. NCBI's taxonomy places the organism in Eukaryota, Fungi, Ascomycota, Dothideomycetes, Pleosporales, Didymosphaeriaceae. The transcript has 2 exons. The record is from RefSeq and is a predicted model, not a curated record. The coding region runs from base 1 to 936 and encodes 311 amino acids.
AUGGAGCUUAAUCUACCUGUCGCAGACUCAUUUGACCCGGACUUCAGACCUACAGCGCUGGACGUCCGCGCUACGCGCAUCCUCCUGCAACACGUCGGCCUCCCCACCGAGCUGAUCCUCCUCAUCCUAGACUUCGCACGCUACUGGACCAGCUGCACCACCUUCCGCGCCUCAAAGUUGUGUCUGCUCGACUGGAACCACGACCUCAACCACUCCUCCACUGUGGCUUACCUCUCCGCGCCCGUGUCCCUGCGUCCCACGUCCACUGGGGAAACGCCGAAAAUCCGGGAGAUUGAAUUCUGCAUCCUCAGUCACGACCAAGGCUGGACGUCCGAAUUCACGCAGAACAAGUACAAGACAUCUUCCUGGUUCGAAGUAAGUAUCGUGCGGGGGUCGCCUUCGCGCAUGCUGGGGGACUCAACGCGGACCUCUGGGACGAACUCCUCGUGCAUGCCACGGAACGUGGCUAUGUUCGCGGAUGUGGAGCGCGCGAGGGCGCACUGUAAGUAUGUCGAGUUUGUGCGAAGGCCGGAUGAGGGAAUGGAAGAGCAGAGGACGCAUUGCAGGGAGAUGAUAAGGGUGUUUAGGGAUGAGUCGCAGGGAGAGAUGCCAUUGGAGGAAGGCAUGCAUGCGUGGUGGUUGCAGGGGAAUCGUGUGGUUACCGCGACAGGAGAUCCUGAUCGGUGGGCGAGGAGGGAGAACGCGGUAGAGAAUCGAGUGAAGUGGGGGUGCAGGGCUGCUCCGGCGUGGGAGGGAAAUGAAGGGGCAGGGAAAGGCGAGGGUUUUGUGGACAGUUUGAAAGAUGGAGACUGUGUUGUUCUGUGGGCUAGAGUCAAGCGGAGAGGCUGGGAGAACCACGUGUAUGAGGCGAGCAUCUCGGUAAGGUAUACAAUGGGGCCGUCGGGAACAAAAGAGGUGAAGGCUGAGCGAUAUUGA